Messenger RNA from Melopsittacus undulatus (budgerigar), 1967 nucleotides. RefSeq names its product solute carrier family 16 member 12 (gene SLC16A12). Gene Ontology annotation, cellular component: plasma membrane. The transcript is spliced from 6 exons. The record is from RefSeq and is a predicted model, not a curated record. Lineage: Eukaryota; Metazoa; Chordata; Aves; Psittaciformes; Psittaculidae. Gene Ontology annotation, biological process: monocarboxylic acid transport; transmembrane transport. Gene Ontology annotation, molecular function: monocarboxylic acid transmembrane transporter activity. The coding region runs from base 35 to 1507 and encodes 490 amino acids.
CAGGGAGGAGGGAGGAAUCACCCCAUCCUGUGCCAUGGCCUCGCCUCGGUCUGCCCAGCACACCGGCCCCCCCGAUGGAGGCUGGGGAUGGAUGAUCGUUGCCGGCUGCUUCCUUGUCACUAUCUGUACCAGGGCUGUGACGAGGUGCAUCUCCAUUUUUUUUGUGGAGUUCCAGACAUACUUUGGGCAAGACUAUGCCAGAACAGCUUGGAUCCACUCCAUUGUAGACUGUGCUACGAUGCUCUGUGCCCCGCUUGGGAGUUUGAUCAGUAAUCAUGUAUCCUGCCAAGUUGGCAUCAUGUUAGGAGGGCUGCUUGCAUCUACUGGACUAAUUUUGAGUUCAUUUGCCACCAGCCUGGAACAUCUCUACUUAUCAUUAGGAGUCCUUACAGGUCUUGGGUUUGCACUCUGCUAUUCUCCAGCCAUUGCAAUGGUGGGCAAAUAUUUCAACAAAAGAAAAGCGCUGGCGUAUGGAAUAGCCAUGUCAGGAAGCGGAAUCGGUACCUUCAUCCUGGCCCCUGUCGUCCAGCUCUUAAUUGAGCAGUUUUCCUGGCGUGGAGCUUUACUCAUACUGGGAGGUUUUGUUUUGAACCUCUGUGUCUGUGGUGCCUUGAUGCGGCCCAUUGCUCUUAAGGAAGACCGUAAAACUGCUCCUGAAUCUCUUGAACAGGAUUAUGUUCCCAAAGCACAGAAACAAGACUUAAAGCGAAUGUCCAUUUUUUCACCCUUAAUCAAAGUGUGGUCUCAUGAAUGUUUAUGCUACUGUUCAUGGAAGGAAUAUAACUUUUUGCUGAUGCCAGGCUUCAUGGUGCUGGCAGUGUCGGUUUUAUUUAUGGCAUAUGGCUGUAGCCCUCUUUUUGUCUACCUAGUGCCUUAUGCUUUGAGCGUUGGAGUGAGUCACCACCAGGCUGCCUUCCUCAUGUCUGUACUCGGUGUCAUAGACAUCAUUGGGAAUAUCACCUUUGGAUGGCUAACAGAUAGAAGGUGUCUGAAGAAGCAUCGUCACUUUUGCUACCUCUUUGCUGUGGGAAUGGAUGGCCUCUGUUGUCUUUUCCUACCAGUGCUCGAAAACUUCCCCUUGCUUGUGCCUUUCUCAUUUACUUUUGGUUACUUCGAUGGAGCCUAUGUAACACUGAUCCCUGUCAUAACAGCAGAUGUAGUGGGAACUUCUUCUUUAUCAUCAGCACUGGGUGUUGUGUAUUUUCUGCAUGCCAUACCAUAUCUAGUGAGCCCGCCUGUUGCAGGUUGGCUUGUAGACACAACUGGCAGUUAUACUGCAUCCUUCCUCUUGUGUGGAUUUUCUAUGAUAUUUAGUUCGACGUUAUUGUGCUUUGCAAAUCUAGCAAAGAAAAUCAGAAGAACUCGUUUGCUAUCACUCACCAAUGACACGGGCACAAAACAGCACAUCUGGACUAAUGGAGCAAUAGCUUAUUCUGUCACAGCAGAAUUAGACCAAAAAGAUGUUGAAUUUUUGGCUGUGGAUAUAAACAACUACAGCAACAGAUGACAAGUGCAUCAAGAUUCAGUACUGUACAGCCAUGACUAAGACAGAGGUGGUGUUAUAGUGUUACACUGCUGAAGAUACUACUUCUGUGAAACAAGACAUCUCUUAAUUAGAUUUUGCUGGCAUGUUUUAGUUGGCUAAAGUCUACAUACAACAUUAGUAAUACCAAGUAAAUGCAGCAAUAGAAGGAAGCUAGACUGAAAAUAGAGUUUGUAGAUACAAAUGUUCACAGAUUUGUUUGAAAUGCAGUAUGGUGACUCCACAGAUAACCUAGAAGACGAAAAUUGGCUAUAAUAAUAAUCAGUCAUGAAAACUGAACAAUAAAAUUUGAAGUAUUUAAAAAAUAGUAUUAAUGAAAUAAACUUCUUGGUGUUCUGGUCUAUUAUCUUUCAAUGGACUACUCACACACACCACCAAAAACCUUCCCCAUGUAUCAUUCUGCAUUAAACUGUUUGCAAAUAAC